This is a messenger RNA of Scophthalmus maximus (turbot), 1981 nucleotides long. RefSeq names its product N-terminal Xaa-Pro-Lys N-methyltransferase (gene ntmt2). The transcript has 4 exons. Gene Ontology annotation, cellular component: cytoplasm. The coding region runs from base 324 to 1223 and encodes 299 amino acids. Gene Ontology annotation, biological process: N-terminal protein amino acid methylation. Gene Ontology annotation, molecular function: N-terminal protein N-methyltransferase activity. The record is from RefSeq and is a predicted model, not a curated record. NCBI's taxonomy places the organism in Eukaryota, Metazoa, Chordata, Actinopteri, Pleuronectiformes, Scophthalmidae.
GCAGCACAAAUACCCAGUGAGAAACUAGUCAACUUGCCUUUGUGCCCCCACCUCCUCCCACUGCUCUGCCAAAAGUCAACGUCCGUAGCAGGUGAUCUGUAAAUCUGGCGGUACGUCCCGAGCACCACCCCCGAGAACAAGAUCUCCGCUGAUCACUUCAACACUGUCAAAGACGUGUCAAAGACUCGGCCAGACAGAUUUAGCAGCAGCCGGAGAAACAGUGUGCAUGAAGGGCAUGUAACACCGGUGAGAGCGUUACUCCUCUGUACCAUCGCUCUGUCAAACACCUUCCAGCGACCAGGCAUCGCUCUGUGAGCUGCACCAUGACCACCGCCACCGCCACUGUGGACAUUUCACUGGAAGAGGACGGCAGCAGCUCAUCGCCCAACUUUGAGAAAGUUGCUCAUCAGGCGUUCAGGGACCGCUGGAAAGAGACGGAUGACACCAUGUGUCGCCACAGCAUGUCCUUCCACCUGCAGCACUCGCUGAGGAGCGACUUCUUCGCCAGCUACCUGUACCUGAUGGAGAAGAUUCCUCUGGUGAAGCUCUUCCCGGUCACCUGCGAGUACAUCAAGGGGGAGAAACAGUUCUACUACCGAGCGCAGCAGUUCUACGAGGACGUGCCCGCCUCGGAGGAGGGCAUGAUGGGAGAUUUUGUGGAGAUCUCCAACGUCGACCUGGAGGGUUCCCGGGAAUUUCUCCAGAGGUUUGUGGGUCCGGGGAAGGCCGGCACACACUGUGCCCUGGACUGCGGCUCCGGGAUCGGGCGCGUGACCAAAGGCGUCCUCCUUCCCGUGUUUGAGAAAAUGGAGAUGGCCGACAUGAUGGAGCACUUCCUGCUGCACGCACACGAGGAGUACCUGGGCGACGACGCCGACCGCAUCGAGACCUACUACUGCUACAACCUGCAGGAGUUCACGCCCCCGAAAAACAAGUACGACGUCAUCUGGAUGCAGUGGGUGGCGUGUCACCUAACAGACAAGGACCUGCUGAGCUUCCUGUUGCGCUGUAAGAAGAGUCUGCGUCCAAACGGCGUCAUCAUCAUAAAGGACAAUAUGGCGCGGCAGGGCUGCAAGCUGGACCCCAUCGACAGCAGCAUCAGCCGCCACCUGGACAUCAUGAAGUGCAUCAUCGCCAAGGCCGGCCUGGAGAUCCUGGCCAUCGAGAAGCAGGACGGUUUCCCGGAGGUCAUCAUGCCCGUCUGGAUGAUCGCCAUGAAAUAGAAGUGACAAGUUUCAGAUUGUUGUUUCUUGAAAACCAAGAGGAAAAUCCAACCUAAAGGCGCAAUUCACAUGUUAUUCCAGUUCUGCUAAAAGUCUUUAUGAUUUGCGAGUAAUUCUCUAAAAACUCCAAUAACAAGGUAAGAAAUCUUCACAAUGUCAUCAGGAGAUAAAUCCUGCCACGGCAGCGUGGACGGGCUGAUGACACCCAGGGUGAUUUUAUGGAGACAGGAGCUUCUUUUUUUCCGUGCUUUGCACUGACAUGAAAUAAAGCUUUACUGGAACAGUAAACUUCUUACAGAAGCACCGUGUGCGUCCACAAAGCCACGCUGUGAUUUAUCGUCCACCAACCACCACCGGGUUUUGUAUGUCGAUCAAACGUCUGAGCCUCAAUUCUCUGUGGGAGAAGUUCGUUCCUGUCGGGAAACACGAGGCUCAUUGGAAUAACAUGUGAAGGUAGAUUUACCGUUGGGUUCGUCCUCUCACUGAAAGUCCACUUGUUGACUAAAUCAACACAUUGUGGGUCAUUGACAAACAACUUUUUCCAGAUCCAGAUUAAAAAACAUCCAAGUGCUAAGAACAAGAGGCACCUUUCAGAAUGUUCAUGCUGUUGCUUCACUUUGCAUUUAGGUUGGACAGAUGUAAAUAUAGAUUUGUGUUGUAAUGUAACAAUGUGUUUUAUACUUUUGCUUGUAAUAUUGCAUUUUUAUAUCAGUGUCGUGUGCAGAUUUAAGCUGAACAUCAAUAAACUGAGCUCUGAA